GAAAAACAUUUCAAGUGCCAAUGUGCGUCUGACCCUCAACAUUAGGUGCAAAAAAGCACCGUUUCCGUAGGUGUAUUAGUAAAAUAUUGCGAAUGCGAAAUAUGUCCUUCACUAAAACCCAUAACCCCAAGGCAGGUGAAAUAGAGAAACCAAAAGAAAAACUUUGCCCAGAAUUCAGAAAGAAAAAAGAGAGGGAAGAAUGAAGAGUAUACCUUUGCUUCUCAUGGGUUGUGGAGGUGUUGGCCGUCAGCUCCUUCAACACAUUCUGUCCUGCAGAUCUCUUCACGCCAGUCAGGGAGUCCACUUGCGUGUGGUGGGAGUAUGCGACAGUAAAUCAUUAGUUGUUGCAUCUGAUGUACUCACCAGGGAAUUAAAUGAUCAAUUUUUAUCUGAAGUUUGCCGGCUUAAGUUGAAUGGUUCACCUCUUUCCACACUUGGUAAUUGUGAUGAAUGCCUAGUAUACUCGAAUUUGGAGUCAAAAAGGAAAGCUAUAGAUAUUGCCGCUCUUCUGGGUAAAUCAACAGGUUUGGCUUUUGUAGAUUGCUCUGCAAGUAUUGAUACUAUUGGCGUGCUGAAUCGAGUCGUUGAUCUAGGAUGUUGCAUUGUCCUGGCAAAUAAGAAGCCUCUCACUUCUACGCUAGAAGACUAUGACAAAUUGGUUUCCUUUCCACGCCGGAUUAGGCAUGAAUCAACUGUUGGUGCUGGCCUUCCUGUUAUAGCAUCCUUAAAUCGGAUACUCUCAUCAGGAGACCCUGUUCACCGUAUAAUCGGGAGUUUGAGUGGUACAUUAGGAUAUGUAAUGAGUGAGGUCGAAGAUGGAAAACCUCUGAGUGAAGUUGUUAAGUCUGCUAAAAGUUUGGGCUUCACUGAACCAGAUCCUCGCGAUGACCUUAGUGGGAUGGAUGUUGCAAGGAAGGCUUUGAUUCUUGCUCGACUUCUUGGAAGGCGGAUUAACUUGGAUAGCAUUAAAAUUGAGAGCUUGUAUCCUGAUGAAAUGGGACCUGAUGUUAUGUCAGUUGAAGAGUUUUUAGAUGGCGGCGUUAUGUUACUUGAUAAUGACAUUCAAGAAAGAGUUAAAAGGGCAUCUUUGAAGGGGAAUGUGCUCCGCUAUGUUUGUGUAAUUGAGGACUCAAGGUGUGCGGUUGGCAUUCAAGAACUGCCUAAGAAUUCUGCUUUGGGGAGACUCAGAGGAAGUGAUAAUGUGUUGGAGAUAUACAGUAGAUGUUAUAGCGAACAACCAUUGGUCAUUCAAGGUGCUGGAGCUGGUAAUGAUACCACAGCAGCUGGUGUGCUUGCUGAUAUCCUGGAUAUUCAAGAUUUAUUCCCUUGAAAAGAGUGGGCAAUUCACCUAUAAGAUAGAAGGGAGUUAACUGAUGCACCACCAAGUCAUGCAGCAAAGAGAUGCCAGUUUUUGAAAAAAAUUGAUUGGAUCAACUGAGAGUUAGCAAUGCAGCUGCCACAAGAGUUUCAUUUAAAGGUAUUACUUGAAAGUAAAUUAUGUAAAACUGAAUUUUAAGAAUAGGCAUUAUGUAAAACUGAUCUUUUUUGCAGUUGAAGAGAAAUUCACUGGCAAUAUCAAACUCAGUUUGUCUUCA
Molecule: messenger RNA, 1595 nt
Organism: Ricinus communis (castor bean)
Lineage: Eukaryota; Viridiplantae; Streptophyta; Magnoliopsida; Malpighiales; Euphorbiaceae
Product: bifunctional aspartokinase/homoserine dehydrogenase
Exons: 12
Coding region: 200-1330 (376 amino acids)
Biological process (GO): aspartate family amino acid biosynthetic process
Molecular function (GO): aspartate kinase activity; homoserine dehydrogenase activity
Source: RefSeq, a predicted model, not a curated record